This is a messenger RNA of Chrysoperla carnea, 691 nucleotides long. It is a transcript of the gene mRpL50, whose product is annotated as 39S ribosomal protein L50, mitochondrial. Lineage: Eukaryota; Metazoa; Arthropoda; Insecta; Neuroptera; Chrysopidae. Gene Ontology annotation, cellular component: mitochondrion; mitochondrial large ribosomal subunit. The coding region runs from base 53 to 637 and encodes 194 amino acids. The transcript is spliced from 3 exons. The record is from RefSeq and is a predicted model, not a curated record.
ACCAACAGACAAACGUCGCAAAUCAACAUUUUUCAUACACAUUUAUUAUAUCAUGGCUGCGGUUCUCAAUUUUGGAAAAUUAUUCACACCACAAUAUAUACAAUUUCGUUAUGUUACAACCAAAAAAAAUAGAAUGAAAAUGAAUCGUGACAGGAAAAUUGGACCUACAAUUGAUUCUUCGGCCACUUCGUUGGCGGCUAAAGGAUUUUUACGUUCACAAAAAGAAUAUUCUCCGCCAGAAAAUAUUGAAGGUACAAUUGAUCAAAUUUAUAAAGAAACAGUAGGAGCCAACGCAGGAACAUUAAACAAUGACAAAAAAUAUAAAUUUUUAUCUGCAUGUGCGAAUAAAAUCGGACAUGGAGUGCCCAAUUCAUUAUUACAUACGAUUACACAAUUAGAUGACGCAAAAAAAUUCUAUCAAACUCCUGUUAACACUACCUUACCAUUAGACACAAUGCAAAAAUUGGAAUUACCUAAAAAUUUGCAUAUUGAACAAGAGUAUACACGAUUUAAUCCUGAAACAGAUACAAUGUUUAAUGGAAUUUCGGCCUUUCCACAAAGUUCAAAUCUUGUUACCGGGUUAAAAACACGAAAGAAGUAUACUGGUUUUACGACUAAAAAGCCAUGGCCGUCUUAAUUAUAGCACAUAUAUGAUUUUGAUUUAUAAAUUCAUAUUUUAAUAAAAUUCUUU